Molecule: messenger RNA, 558 nt
Organism: Saccharomycopsis crataegensis
Lineage: Eukaryota; Fungi; Ascomycota; Saccharomycetes; Ascoideales; Saccharomycopsidaceae
Gene: PAC10
Product: tubulin-binding prefolding complex subunit PAC10
Exons: 2
Coding region: 1-558 (185 amino acids)
Biological process (GO): protein folding; microtubule-based process; tubulin complex assembly
Cellular component (GO): cytoplasm; prefoldin complex
Molecular function (GO): tubulin binding
Source: RefSeq, a predicted model, not a curated record
AUGGCUGAUAUACUAGAUAAAGUUACAGACAAGAAUCCUCGUGGUAUUCCUCAGGCCCCAUUUGUCAGCAAAGUGGAAGAUCUAAUUAAAGUUCCAACAGAUUUUGAACCGGUUAUGCAAAAAUUCCAAGAACGUUUACAACAGUACAAAUUCAUGGAACAAUCAAAACAAAGUGCAAUUGCUUCAUACAAAGCCAAAAUCCCAGAUAUUGAGAAAUCUUUGUCCAUGGUGGAAUAUCUCCGUGAAAAGCAGCAGGAAUCUGAAUCCAUCCACACAAAUUACGAAUUAAAUGAUACAUUGUACUCACAAGCUAUAAUCGAACCAACUGACAAAGUGUGUCUUUGGCUAGGAGCGGACGUGAUGAUGGAAUAUCCUUUGGCUGAGGCGAUUGACUUAUUGCUGAAGAAAUUGAAGACCGUGAAGGAAAAUUUGAACAUUGCUGAAGAAGAUUCAAUGUUUUUGAGAGAAAAUAUCACCACUAUGGAAGUUAAUACCGCUAGAUUGUACAAUUGGAAUGUCAAGCAAAAAAAAUUAUUAAAGGACCAGGCAGCGAAAUGA